AUGGGAAGAGGGAAAAUUGUGAUCCAAAGGAUCGAUGAUUCGACGAGUAGACAAGUCACUUUCUCCAAACGAAGAAAGGGUCUUAUUAAGAAAGCCAAAGAGCUAGCUAUUCUCUGCGACGCCGAGGUCGGUCUCAUCAUCUUCUCUAGCACCGGCAAGCUCUAUGACUUUUCCAGCUCCAGCUUGAAUUCGGUUAUUGAUAGAUACAACAAGAGCAAGAUCGAGCAACAACAACUAUUGAACCCGACAUCAGAAGUCAAGUUUUGGCAAAGAGAAGCCGCGGUGCUAAGGCAAGAAUUGCAUGCGUUGCAAGAAAAUCAUCGACAAAUUAUGGGGGAACAACUAAAUGGUUUGAAUGUCAACGAGCUAAACAGUCUUGAGAAUCAACUUGAGAUAAGUUUGCGUGGAAUUCGUAUGAAAAAGGAACAAAUGUUGACUCAUGAAAUCCAAGAACUAAGCCAAAAGAGGAACCUCAUUCAUCAGGAAAACCUCGAGUUAUCUAGAAAAGUACAACGGAUUCAUCAAGAAAAUGUGGAGCUCUACAAGAAGGCUUAUACAACAAGCACAAAUGGGUUUACACACCGUGAACUAGCUGUCCCGGACAAUGAAUCACUCACUCAGAUUCGGCUGCAACUAAGCCAACCCGAGCAUUCCGAUUAUGAGACCCCACCAAGAACAAACCAAUAA
Arabis nemorensis is the source of this 687-nucleotide messenger RNA. NCBI's taxonomy places the organism in Eukaryota, Viridiplantae, Streptophyta, Magnoliopsida, Brassicales, Brassicaceae. The record is from the annotation of a GenBank genome assembly.